Conger conger (European conger) is the source of this 1618-nucleotide messenger RNA. It is a transcript of the gene plpp1a, whose product is annotated as phospholipid phosphatase 1a. The record is from RefSeq and is a predicted model, not a curated record. Gene Ontology annotation, molecular function: phosphatidate phosphatase activity. Gene Ontology annotation, biological process: phospholipid metabolic process; signal transduction; phospholipid dephosphorylation. The transcript is spliced from 6 exons. NCBI's taxonomy places the organism in Eukaryota, Metazoa, Chordata, Actinopteri, Anguilliformes, Congridae. Bases 404 to 1240 code for a protein of 278 amino acids.
GAGCGAUAUGGACGAGGCGAUACUGUUCUGACCGGGGUUGUGCUGGAGUUGCACUGCCACCAUUUGAGAAAAGCACUGGUAAAUGAGACGGCGGUGGGCCAAGUUCAGUGGGAGAGGGUCGGUGCCGCUUGUUAUUUUUUCCUUUCCGUGCUGGCAGCUUGGUAGAAGGGAGCAAGCGAAAUAUUCUGUUUCAUUUCCUUAAACAGAGAUUAACGUAGUAGUCAUUAACGUAUGCAUAUAGUCUACAUUUUAUUUGAAUUCUAUUCAGUGAAUAUUUGUAAUGCAGUUUUAUCUUUAAAUGAAAAAAACUAGCGGUGGAGGUCAGACACUUUUCAAGGAAAUCAAUCGAAGUCAACGACCCAAGGAGCAAUUUAUUUAUUGAAACUGAAUACGAAGAUCGAACAUGUUUGAAACGAGAGGAAUCCCAUUCAUUCUUCUUGACAUAGCCUGUCUUAUACUUGCUGGACUGCCAUUCACAAUACUCACACUGCUACACAAUCCAUUCAAACGAGGAUUUUUCUGUAACGAUGAAUCGAUCAAGUACCCCUUUAAAGAAGACACCAUAUCCCAUCAGUUGUUAGGUGGGAUAAUGAUUCCCUUCACAGUGCUUGCUAUGAUCUUUGGGGAGUGCCUUUCCGUAUAUCUUAAGCGUGUCAAUUCAAAGUCAUCUUUUGGCAAUAUCUAUGUGGCCCGUAUUUACAAGGCAGUGGGCACUUUUUUAUUUGGUGCUGCUAUGAGCCAUUCACUGACUGAUAUUGCUAAGUACUCAAUUGGUCGGCUGAGGCCGCAUUUUCUGGACGUGUGCAAGCCUGUGUGGGACCAGAUCUGCAAAACCGAUGGCUACGUCGAGAACUUCACCUGCACCGGGGACAAGACCAUGGUCAAUGCGGGCAGGCUUUCCUUCUAUUCGGGUCACUCUUCCUUCUCCAUGUACUGCAUGUUUUUCCUAGCACUGUAUAUUCAGGCCAGACUUCAAACGGAGUGGGCCCGACUGCUCCGGCCAACCCUCCAGUUCUUCCUGAUCGCUGCCUCUGUGUACGUGGGCCUCUCCCGCGUGUCUGACUACAAGCACCACUGGAGCGAUGUCCUCACCGGCCUGAUCCAGGGGGCUCUGAUGGCCAUACUGGUGGUGGCAUUUGUGUCUGAUUUCUUCAAGAAGCCAGUGGUGCCAGUAAAACUGGAGGAGACCAGUUUACAGGAAACCCCCACUAAUGGAAACCAUUUUGGCAGUAGCCACUAAGACAAGGAGGACUCAGGUGGACAAUCUGUGAAUGUAACCCUGCUUCUCGCUCUCCAGAUGACAUAUACAAGCCUGGAGGCAGAACUCAUAAUGGACUAUGUGUGAUUAUGUCAAAUACUGCCUUGGCCGGACUGCUACUGCUGCAACCAAAGCACCCUGUGUAUCCCUCUUCACUGAGCACCCAUAUUAUGUACCUGUGCUUACAAAGAAAACCCCUCCAUUUCAACUUUUUUUACUGUUCCAUGUAUACAAGCAAUAUGCAAAAUUAUUUUUUAUAUAAAAAUUGUUUUAAAGUGUUAUAUACCAAUUUGUGUUCUGCGCUUUUUAAAAAAUGAAAAACCCACUAUGCUUAGUAACAAAUAAAAACAAAUCAGCACA